UUUCAGGUGAUCAAUUGUUCCAAAUAGAAUGUUGACCUUAUGCUGUUUAGAUGACACCAGAUGAUAAUGCCCUUAUUACUUUAAAGAAAGGCAGCAAGCUUAUCAAAUAUAGCCGGAAGGGAAAACCCAAGAUUCGUGAGUUCAGACUUUCUAGUGACGAAGCAACAUUAGUUUGGUACUCCCACAACAAGGAAAAGUGCCUCAGACUGUCAUCUGUGUCUAAAGUUAUACCUGGACAGAGAACUGCUGUUUUUAGGAGAUUUUUACGCCCUGAGAAGGAUUAUCUAUCAUUUUCUCUUAUAUACAAGAACGGCCAACGUUCCCUUGAUCUGGUUUGCAAGGAUCAAGCUGAAGUAGAAGUGUGGUUUUCGACACUUGAGACACUUAUUACUUCAUGCCGUCUAAAUUUUCUGACUGAUGGUCAAGGUGAUAGAGUAUCAUUUUCUGAAGACGUAUCAAUUUAUCAAGACAGCAUUUCCUAUGAUACAACGCUAGAUAUCGCCUCAAGUAUCACACGUAGUUUUAACUCAGUUGGUUAUAGUACACCCAAUUCAUUGAAUAUUAGAGCAGAUGUUGGAUCAGACCGUUCGAAUAUGCUAAGAGCAAGUACAGGAGACAGUAGCCGAGUUAGUAUUUCCAGUGCCCCUAGUUCUUCCAGUCAAGGUUCUGGACUAGAUGACAUCGAAUCGCUCGGCGAUGUUUAUGUAUGGGGUGAGGUGUGGGCUGAUGUGCUACUCUCUGAAGGAUCCUCCACUUAUUUGUGCAGCAAAACAGAUGUUCUAAUUCCUAAACCUCUAGAAUCAGAUGUUGUUUUGGAUGUGCAGCAGAUAGCAUGUGGUUCUAGGCACAUUGGUCUUACUACUCGGCAAGGAGAAGUAUUCACAUGGGGUGAAGAAAUUGGUGGACGGCUAGGCCAUGGAACAGAUUCAGAUAUCAGUCGUCCCAAACUUGUAGAAUCCUUAGCAGUGUCCAAUGUGGAGUACAUUGCAUGUGGGGAGUUUCAUACUUGUGUUGUAACUGCAUCUGGUGAUCUGUACAAUUGGGGUGAUGGAUCAUACAAUGCUGGAUUACUCGGACACGGAACCGGAGUAAGCCAUUGGCUUCCAAAACGAGUUUCAGGACCUCUAGAAGGGCUUCAAGUGCUCUCUGUUGCAUGUGGCUCAUGGCAUUCAGCAUUGGCCAUGUCAAGUGGAAAGCUUUUCACAUUUGGUGAUGGCACAUUUGGUGCUCUUGGUCAUGGAAACCGUGAAAGCAUUGCGUAUCCGAAGGAGGUAGAAGCUUUGGGUGUAUUCAGAACUAUGAAAGUUGCAUGUGGAGUAUGGCAUUCUGCAGCAAUUGUGGAGACCAGUGGUCAGACAAAUGCAAAUGUGGUGUCAAGGAAGCUGUUUACAUGGGGUGAUGGAGACAAGAAUUGCCUAGGCCAUGGCGACAAAGAAGCGAAGCUAAUUCCUACCUGUGUUCAGGCACUUGUUGACCAUAAUUUCCAUCAGGUGGCCUGUGGACAUACCAUGACUGUUGGUCUUGCCACAUCUGGCCAUGUUUUCACAAUGGGUAGCUCUAGCAAUGGCCAGCUUGGGAAUCCAAAAGCUGAUGGUAAACAACCAUGUAUGGUUCAAGAUAAGCUGGGCAGUGAGUUGGUUGAAGAAAUCUCAUGUGGCUCUAACCAUGUAGCAGCCUUGACUUCAAGAAGUGAAGUAUAUACAUGGGGUAUGGGAGCCAAUGGAAGGUUGGGACAUGGUAGUGUUGAAGACAAAAAGAAGCCAACUCUUGUCGAUGCACUGAAAGAUCGGCAUGUCAAAAGCAUUUCAUGUGGCUCAAAUUUCACUACCUGCAUUUGCAUACAUAAGUGGGUCUCAGGUGCAGACCAGUCUGUUUGCUCUGGAUGCAGGCAGCCAUUUGGUUUCACAAGAAAGAGGCACAAUUGCUACAACUGUGGACUUGUCCAUUGUCAUGCAUGCAGCUCAAGAAAAGUGUUAAAGGCUGCUUUGGCACCAACUCCUGGCAAGCCACACCGUGUAUGUGAUUCAUGUUUCAUGAAACUGAAAGCUGCGGAUACCGGCGUUAGCGGUUCAUAUAACAAAAGGAAUGUCAUUACCAGGCGAUCCAUUGAUAUCAAAGAUAAGUCAGAGAGGCCAGAAAUGAGGCCUUCCAGACUUGCAACGACAGCUCCAGCAGAGCCAGUCAAGUAUCAAGAGACUAAAAUUGUUAGAGCUGAGACAAAACCAGCUGAUCCUAUGUCCAUGAUGAAGGCAUCCCAAGUUCCUGCCAUGUUACAGUUCAAUAAUCUUGGUUUUGCAGGAACAUUUGGUUCAAUGCCAGCUGCUAUAAAGCCUACUACAGUGGCACCUCCAAUGCAAAUGGGUGUACCAAUAUUGUCACCAUCGCAACCGAUAAGGAAGCCAACUCCAACUCCAGCAACCAUAAAUCCUCUCGCUGCUAAAGUGGACAAUGAUCUGAAGAAGACUAACGAGAUGCUGAAUCAAGACAUCUCCAAGUUGCAAUCUCAGGUUAAUAAGUUGAAACUGAAAUGUGAAACUCAGGACGAGCAACUACAGAAAGUAGAACGAAAGGCUAAACAGGCUGCCUCUAUGGCUUCAGAAGAAUCUGCUAGGCGCAACGCUGUGUUGGAGUUUGUGAAGCAUAUUGAUAGUGAGCUCAAGGUUAUUGCAGAUAGGAUGCCCAGUGAUACUGCAGACAGCAUAAAAGCCUUGCAAAGUCAUUCAGAGAAAUUUCUUGCAGGACAAACUAGUCAUCUAGUGGAGAUCUCCGGUCUUACUGGACAUGAUAUUGGACACCAGAGAUCAACUAGCAUGGGUAACCUGGCCAUGUCUCAAGAUGGCAGUUCUGGGAAUGCUAGUGGCUCUGCCAUCGCCAUGGCUAGUGAAUCCCCAUGCCAUCGUAUCAUGGAAAACAACUUGAAGGCUCCAGGUGACUUCGCGCCAAAGUAUGGUACUCAUGGAGAAGUGCAGCUGAUCGAGCAGUUUGAGCCAGGAGUGUAUGUGACGCUUAUCCAGCUGAGAGAUGGCACCAAAGUAUUCAAGCGUGUCAGGUUCAGCAAGAGGAGAUUUGCUGAGCAGCAGGCCGAGGAAUGGUGGAGGGAGAACCAAGAGAGAGUGUUCAAGAAAUACAACCAUCCAAGCAAUUAACUAGGUUCCAAAGAAUGCCGUCAGUGAACACAGCGUCUUCAACCUUCUUGGGACAUUAGUUUGAUUUUCUAAAUGAGAUAUGGUUAGCUAUAUCUUAUAUUUCUCUUCUUCCUAUCGAAUUAUGAUGAUGUACAUCCUGAAGAUAUUGAUGAGUGUCCAUUCUUUUGAUGUCCACUUUUUUUUUAAUACCUUAUAUGCCACACACGUGUUCAGAUAGUAUAGGAGAAGUAACUAGGUCAUCAACCCUGACCAUUGUUAUGUUUGUCACGACGAUGUUAAGCACGCGGCGUUUAAAACAAGUUAUGAGAUUAGUUGUCUCUGCAAAUGAUUGAUUUUUAUGG
Messenger RNA from Oryza brachyantha (malo sina), 3487 nucleotides. RefSeq names its product PH, RCC1 and FYVE domains-containing protein 1-like. Gene Ontology annotation, molecular function: metal ion binding. The record is from RefSeq and is a predicted model, not a curated record. The transcript has 9 exons. Bases 51 to 3146 code for a protein of 1031 amino acids. Lineage: Eukaryota; Viridiplantae; Streptophyta; Magnoliopsida; Poales; Poaceae.